AAAUCUCCCCCAUAAAGUUUUCCUCUGUUACUUCAGUGUGCUCCGCUGACCGCUGCCUGCCAGAGCUGCCACUGACACAAGGAGAGUGAGAGAGCCUGCAGCAAGAACAGAUUUGGAGGUAUGAAAGUGCUCCUGCCUCAACUAUUAGAGGGAGCCAGUGGAGCGAACAGUACGGCUACACAUCAUCUACCUGAGAAAGCAGUUUGCAGAGGGAAUGAGUGGAGCGAGCAGUGGGCUACUUUACCUACCUCUCUUCUGGUUGGCCAUCAAUACUCUACUAUUCUGGAGAACCUUUAACCGGUAUUACAGCGGCCCACAGUACUACUACUUGCAUCAGAUGCUGGGGUUAGGAUUGUGUAUAAGCAGAGCUUCGGCCUCCGUCCUCAACUUCAACUGCAGUUUGGUUCUGUUGCCCAUGUGCCGGUCUCUGCUGGCUAUGGUCCGUAGAUGUGAAAGGAUUGUAAGCAGGAAGACCCGAAGACUUUUGCAUAAGUACAAAUCGUUUCAUGCUGCUUGUGGCACUGCCAUAUGUGUCUUUUCAGCCGUGCAUGUUGGAGCCCACAUCAUCAAUGCUGGAAACUUUUCUACAAACUACCACAGCGAAUAUAUUGAGCUUAAUGUAGCUCACUACAAAGAUGAGGAUCCGAGAAAAAUUAUCUUCACUUCGGUUCCGGGGGUGACCGGAGUCUUGAUGGUGCUGAUAUUAUUUCUUAUGUCCACGGCCUCAACUGCAUCGAUAAGGGCAUGUAAUUUUGAUAUCUUCCUGCACACACACAACCUAUUUUUUAUAUUCUAUAUGCUUCUCCUGGUCCAUGCUGCAGGAGGUGUGCUAAAAUAUCAGACUAAUUUAGAAGAACACCCUCCCGGCUGCCUCCAGCUAAACAGGACCAUGAAGUAUUCUGCUCCACUUACUGAACCUAAUGGAGAGGGAUAUUUGCUGAAUACGGAACAACUGGCCUCAAGUCCAUUUAACACACAUGAAGAACUUUUCAUUAACAAUGGUACAUUUAGGAUAUGCGCCAAAGACCCGGCAUUUCAUCCCCACUUCCCAGAGACUUGGCUGUGGAUUUCGGCACCUCUAUGUCUGUACUGUGCAGAACGUUUAUAUCGAUACUUCCGGAGCACUAAGCCGGUGACCAUCACCUCUGUUAUCCAUCAUCCUUGCAACGUCAUGGAAAUCAGAAUGACUAAAGAUCAUUUCGAAGCGAGGCCUGGCCAGUACAUCAUUCUACAAUGCCCAAGAAUAUCUGCAUUGGAAAACCAUCCAUUUACCUUGACAAUGUGUCCUACAGAGACAAGAGCCACGUUUGCAGUUCACAUUAAAAUAGUGGGAGACUGGACAGAACGAUUAUGCAGUCUUCUAUCAUCACAGUGUGACCAGGGGACGGAAAUAAUUCCAAUUUUUCAGCACAGCAAAAAACCAAAGAUCUAUAUUGAUGGACCCUUCGGGAGCCCAUCAGAAGAAGCUUUGAAUUAUGAAGUCAGCCUUUGUAUUGCAGGAGGGAUCGGAGUCACCCCAUAUGCUUCCAUAUUUAACCAGUUAUUGGAGAAGUGGAAAGACUACAAACUGCAGAGGUUGUACUUUGUGUGGAUAUGUAGAGACAUCCAGGCGUUCCUCUGGUUCGCUGAUUUACUGUGUCUCCUCUAUAAAAAGUUUUGGCAAGAAAACCGACCGGAUUAUCUGAACAUCCAGCUGUACCUGAGCCAAGCAGAUGGGAUACAGAAAAUAAUUGGUGAAAAAUACCAGGCUUUGAACUCUCGGCUUAUUAUCGGACGCCCUCGAUGGAAACUUUUGUUUGAUGAGAUUGCCAAGUCUAACAGACAGAAACCAGUCGGAGUGUUCUGCUGUGGACCCAAAGGUCUUUCGAGAGAUCUCCAUAAACUGUGCAACCGGCCCAAUGCCUAUGGGACCAGAUUUGAAUACAACAAGGAAUCCUUCAGCUGAAAGGAAAUGUAGGAACAAGAGACCAAAGUGCAAAUAACACAAACCAAAGAACAUUCAUUCUCUCGAGAUUCAGACGGGAGCAAUUCACUUCUAUGCACAUUGGAGCCAUGUGAUGAAGACAUAGGGGAAGAUUUAUCAAAACCUGUCAAGAGGAAAAGGGAAAGUUGCUGAGUUGCCCAUAGCAACCAAUCAGAUCGCUCCUUUUAUUUCUUUCAAAGGCCUCUGAAAAAUGAAAGAAGCGAUCUGAUUGGUUGCUAUGUACUCAGCAGCUUUUCCUCUUGACAGGUUUUGAUAAAUCUUCCCCUAUUCACUGUGACAUAUGAAUAGACUCAUGUCGUACUGAGUUUCUCUCAUAUAUGAAGCCACCUGAGAUGGUGUUUCUAUGCAGUCCACAUCAUGUCUAGAUAAAAAAUGUUCAAUAUUUUACUAUACUUAAUAUAUUAUCCCAACUAAGAUGUUUUAUUGUGUUUUUACUAUAGUACACUAUACACGGGCUUCAGGGUGAACUUGAAUGUUUUUUCUUAUUAAAGAGGUACUCCACUGGGAGAAAAAAAAAUGUAAUCAACCAGUGCCAGAAAGUUAAACGGAUU
Messenger RNA from Hyla sarda, 2535 nucleotides. It is a transcript of the gene NOX4, whose product is annotated as NADPH oxidase 4. Gene Ontology annotation, molecular function: superoxide-generating NAD(P)H oxidase activity. The transcript has 20 exons. Lineage: Eukaryota; Metazoa; Chordata; Amphibia; Anura; Hylidae. Gene Ontology annotation, cellular component: NADPH oxidase complex; plasma membrane. Gene Ontology annotation, biological process: defense response; superoxide anion generation. The coding region runs from base 215 to 1945 and encodes 576 amino acids. The record is from RefSeq and is a predicted model, not a curated record.